AUGCGAUUUCACACAUCGUUCACCUUUUGCCCUCCUUCCGCCCAUGUCUGCUGCGGAAUCUGGUGUCUGUGGGUGUUUUGCCGCCAUCACCAACCAGACGUAUGGAACAGCCUGACCUACUCAGACGGCGACAGUCAAUCUGCCAGACAGGCAUCCCGACCAGACGCCUCGUGUCUUGUGGCCGACUCGAAGCUUCCGGACUCGGAGUCCCGAGAUCCCCUCGACGGCUCUAUUGCGGUGUCUCAUCAGGCCGAUCCUGAGUAA
Protopolystoma xenopodis is the source of this 264-nucleotide messenger RNA. Lineage: Eukaryota; Metazoa; Platyhelminthes; Monogenea; Polystomatidea; Polystomatidae. The record is from the annotation of a GenBank genome assembly.